GGAGACAUAAUGCACAGCAUCAAGCCAGCGACAGCAGAAAGUGCAGUCGAACCGAGAGGACCUGUGUCGCCGACGGGCUGAUAACCACUGCACGGAUGCCUGGUCCAUAACGGAUAUCACACUGAAUUUGUUUUAAUUUCAUCGUAUGGUUUAGCUGUAGGACGCUGAAUAACAACCGUUCUUUUUCUCUGAAUCGCGCCAUCGCAGUUGGUCUUUCAUUCGGAGGGCUUGCCCUUUCUCCGGGAGUCUGGAUGGAAGCAGCACUGCCAGUAGCUGAGGGAGCGGUUGGGCUGUCAGAGGCCAGGGAAGCGAGUCCUUUUUCCGGGGCCACAGCAUCCGAGGAUGCGGACACUGUCAUUGGAGUAAGCUAUGGAAUGGAUAGCGACUUCGAUUUUUCUGCUAGAAAAGCACACAUCACUGAGCUGCCUGGUGUCUCGGGUCUACCAGGCCAGGGGAAGAGGAUGGGCCACAGGGGAGUGGACGCGUCCGGAGAGACCACCUACAAGAAGACCACGUCGUCUGCCCUGAAAGGUGCCAUCCAGCUGGGCAUCGGCUACACAGUGGGCAACCUGAGCUCCAAGCCUGAGAGAGACGUCCUCAUGCAGGACUUCUAUGUGGUGGAGAGCGUCUUCUUUCCCAGUGAAGGCAGCAACCUGACUCCAGCCCACCACUUCCCAGACUUCCGUUUUAAGACGUACGCUCCCGUGGCCUUCCGCUACUUCAGGGAGCUCUUUGGGAUCAGGCCCGAUGACUACCUGUACUCCCUGUGUAACGAGCCCCUGAUUGAGUUGUCCAACCCCGGGGCCAGUGGCUCUGUGUUCUACCUGACCAAGGACGAUGAGUUCAUCAUCAAGACCGUUAUGCACAAGGAGGCCGAGUUUCUACAGAAGCUGCUGCCUGGCUACUACAUGAACCUCAACCAGAACCCUCGUACCCUGCUCCCCAAGUUCUUCGGCCUGUACUGCAUCCAGUCUGGCGGUAAGAACAUCCGCAUGGUGGUCAUGAACAACGUUCUACCGCGCGCCGUCCGCAUGCACCUCAAGUUCGACCUGAAGGGCUCCACGUACAAACGCUGUGCCUCCAAGAAGGAGAGACAGAAAGCCAAGCCCACCUUCAAAGACCUGGACUUCAUGCAGGACCUGCAGGAUGGCCUGAUGCUGGACCAGGAUAUGUACAGCGCUCUGGUCAAGACACUGCAGAGAGACUGUCUGGUGCUGGAGAGCUUUAAGAUCAUGGACUACAGCUUGCUGCUGGGGGUCCAUAACAUCGACCAGGCAGAGCGGGAGCAGCAGAUGGAGGGAGGAGAGAAGGAUGAGAAGAGGCCCGUGGCCCAGAAGGCCCUCUACUCCACCGCCAUGGAGUCUAUCCAGGGAGGGGCCGCCUGCGGAGAGUCUAUCGACACCGACGACACGAUGGGCGGCAUCCCAGCAGUCAACGGGAAAGGAGAGCGUCUACUCCUCUACAUCGGAAUCAUCGACAUCCUGCAAUCCUACAGGUUAAUAAAGAAACUGGAGCACACGUGGAAGGCUUUGGUUCACGAUGGGGACACCGUAUCAGUCCAUCGGCCUGGCUUCUAUGCAGACAGGUUCUUCAAAUUCAUGAGCAGCAAUGUGUUCAAGAAGAGCUCCUCCUUGAAGUCUUCUCCCAUUAAGAAGGGUCGUGUGGGCCUGACGGUGCCUAAGUACACCGGCCCUGGAGCCGCCUGGUCAGCCAGCCAGUUGCCCUCGGAGGGAGACGAUAACAUAUAUGACCUGAGAGGAGCACGCAGCUUCCCCACGCUGGAGGACGAGGGGCGACCAGACCUUCUACCCUGCACCCCUCCGUCGUUUGAGGAGGCAACCACGGCCUCCAUCGCCACCACGCUCUCCUCCACCACCUCUCUGUCCAUCCCAGAGAGGUCUCCCUCAGAUGCUGGAGCAGAGAACCCCCGCUACAGGUACCAGAACAACAGCUCUGAGAGAAGGAGGCACACCCAGUCUGUCAGCCAUGACGGGAGGACCCAGGAGGAGGUGCGUGAGGAGGAGCAGCAGACCAUCACGGUGGAGGUGGAGGUGAAGAGACAUGACAGCGAGCCCAUCAUCACGGCCCCACAGCCAUCUCCAGAGACCAGUGAGGUAGCUGAGGCUUCUGCUGAUGUUGUUGCCCCACCCUCCACCUCUCCCCCGGCUCCUGAGGCCUCUGCUGCUGAGGCCCCUGACCCAGAGGCCCCUGCCAGUUCCAAGUUGGUGGUGGUUGAGGGGGACCGCCGGGGCAGCAUGGUGUCAGGGUCCGGCUGCACCAGCCAAGCCUCCCAGGACGACGAGGAUGACGUAACAAUCACAGACAUCUACUUUAAGCGUUGACAGUAGGAAUCCAGAGGGAGCAGAGAGAGAGAGUGAGUAAACACUCCUCCAUAGAGCUGAGAGGAGAAUGACUCUGUGGAGAGAGGAGCCAUCAGAUUGAUCCCCAGGCCUUUGAGUGGCAGGCAGCAGAAUGAUUCCAGUCCCGACCUGUAUUUUAAACCAUGGAUACAAAAGCAGAACAGAUGAAAUACUGUGAGGAAACCCCCCUAGACAUCCCGUUAUCAUUGUGUUGAUGAUAUGAUCCAUUCCUCUCCUUUCACCCCCACCUCAACCAAAAAUGACCCUACCAUGAUAAAACAGGGCCUCAAAUGGCUAUGCUACGUCUAGCAUUCCCCAUGAGAACAGGGGCGUUGGGUCGUCUCUGUUACUCGCCACACAUUACAGUUGAUUAAGUCACAUGUAUUUUAUUGAUAUCAUGUUCAUUUAUAUUGUUUGCUUUUUCUUUGUUUUUAGUUUAGUUUCUUUAUUUUCUGAACUUUUUUCACCACUUUAUUUAUUUUCAUAAACAGAAAAAAUGAUUGCUAGACUGUGUUUCACAAAACAUGAUUUUGUGCAUAUUUAUAAGCCUACUGUAUUAUUUGACAGGUUUAUUUUUUAGUUGUCAAGUAUUUAUUUUGACAUUUCUAUCACAGUAUUGCUACACUUCCCAUACACUUCUGCUGAAUGCACCUCUCAUGAGUCCCCAAGCCUCAAAACCAGAUCAUCGCAACACUAACUAAUGUUGAGACAUUGUCUAUCAUUUCAGAAUCCUACAUCAUUACAAUGUCUUCCAGGACCACCCAGCUUUUGGAUAAAUGCAACAACAACAACAAAUUCCAAGCAUAAUGAGUUAUUGAGUUAUCUUAAUAUGAAAUGAAAUGCCAACAGUUUAGCGAUCACAUUUUUGGCUCUGGAUUUGAGCUCUGAUGGACAUGGGUAUUAGCCAGGCUAGUAGGCUAACUCAAAGUCCUCCUGACUUCAGAGUCUGGAAAGGCUAUUUUGACGUCGGCACGAUGCGACGAUAAGGAAGGGGAUGUGCUUGUUUUACUGAUUGGUUCUCUUCUGUAUUUUUCUCAUUCCAACACCCACAUGGACAGCCAUUCACAGCUAUCCAAUACAACUGUUGAAUUUUCAAAUCCAAACAACAUGAGGGCUCAACCUCUCCAGGAAAAAAAAGAAAGAAAAAAAAAGUUUGAGAGAACUAAUCAAAACUCAGUACAUUCAGGAGCACAUCUCUGCACAAAUACUGCAUUUACAAUGGCCUCCUUUCCAGACCAGUCUGUCACAGCUCUCCUUGCUGUGAGUCACUUGAGUCGGAUCAGCCAGGCUAGUGACCUUAGGCUAAUGGAUUGGAUUACUUAGGACGAAUAACAAUAUCAUAUCAUGGCCAGAAUUAAUUCAUACUUCUGUUAUUUAGUGAGGGUUCAUCAGAAAGGGAAUUCAGGCUGCACUUUAUGUAUUAACCAUCAUUAGAUGUGAAAGUGACGUCUUUAUCACAAUCCUCUGGCAUAGGAUUCAUGUUUUUUAGUCUUUAUGUGGAUUACAUGUUUUAAGAUUUAAGUUAAAUUUUUAACACUUUUAUUGCUCUUUUUCUGUUUCACACUUGGCUGUUUAAAUUCAAGUUGGUGUGUUUGUAUGUCUGUGUGUGAGGCAAGGUGUCAGAACUUGUAAAAUACUUAUGUGCAGUGGCCAGUUAAUCAGUUGUUAAUGUCAUCAAGAGACCAUAGCAGCAAUAUUUUCUACAGUGCAGUAGUUGUAAAGUUACUUUUAAUUGCCUUAAAUAGACAUGAAAAUUAAAAUAUUGAUUUGAUUUUU
Oncorhynchus nerka (sockeye salmon) is the source of this 4136-nucleotide messenger RNA. Its product is annotated as phosphatidylinositol 4-phosphate 5-kinase type-1 gamma-like. Lineage: Eukaryota; Metazoa; Chordata; Actinopteri; Salmoniformes; Salmonidae. The transcript has 18 exons. The record is from RefSeq and is a predicted model, not a curated record. Bases 252 to 2342 code for a protein of 696 amino acids. Gene Ontology annotation, biological process: phosphatidylinositol phosphate biosynthetic process. Gene Ontology annotation, molecular function: 1-phosphatidylinositol-4-phosphate 5-kinase activity. Gene Ontology annotation, cellular component: plasma membrane.